AUAAAUAAAACAUACAUUAGCAGACUCCGUAAAAUACAUUUUUGUUUACUUUUUUUUAAUAAUAGGUGUCUCAGCAGGUAUUAAACAGCGCAACUAUUUUUUCAAUUUUAACUUUGAAAUGCUGUGUUACUAUGUAUACUGAAGAAAUAAUUGCAUAAACACCUUAUAUCUUUAAUUAUUAAUCCCCAUCAAGGCAUAAAGAGUGAUAUUCUUUGAAAUCAUUAUGACACAGAACACAUCUUGGAUACUUUAAAAAAAGGUUAGGUACUAAAAUAGACAAAUGAAGAUCUUUUCUCUAAAAAAUAUGACAAGUAAAUUGCUUAAGAAAGCAUACAUGAAAUUGUAUAUAUUUAAAAAACUUCUUUAGGAGAACUUCAUAAAGUUAAACUACUUGCAAACCACAGUUUCAUCUACGUCAAUAUGCAACAUUUUAAAACCACACAAAAAGGAAAGGAAAUUUUUAGUAAAGCCAGCAGCCUGCAAUGGGGCUGCUACUGCUGCGGCUAACCAAACAGCUCCUGCUUCUCUGAAGACUUGCAGCAAGGUCUGCUGAGGCUCACGGAAGAUAGCCCCAGAGUCUUAGAAGUCAUCCUUACUUUCCCUCAAGAUGACAAACAGUUCGUUCUUUUGCCCAGUUUAUAAAGAUCUGGAGCCAUUCACAUAUUUUUUUUAUUUAGUUUUCCUUGUUGGAAUUAUUGGAAGUUGUUUUGCAACCUGGGCUUUUAUACAGAAGAAUACGAAUCACAGGUGUGUGAGCAUCUACUUAAUUAAUUUGCUUACAGCUGAUUUCCUGCUUACUCUGGCAUUACCGGUGAAAAUUGUUGUUGACUUGGGUGUGGCACCUUGGAAACUGAAGAUAUUCCACUGCCAAGUAACAGCCUGCCUCAUCUAUAUCAAUAUGUACUUAUCAAUUAUCUUCUUAGCAUUUGUCAGCAUUGAUCGCUGUCUUCAGUUGACACACAGCUGCAAGAUCUACCGAAUACAAGAACCUGGAUUUGCCAAAAUGAUAUCAACGGUUGUGUGGCUAAUGGUCCUUCUUAUAAUGGUGCCAAAUAUGAUGAUUCCCAUCAAAGACAUCAAGGAAAAGUCAAAUGUGGGUUGUAUGGAGUUUAAAAAGGAAUUUGGAAGAAAUUGGCAUUUGCUGACAAAUUUCAUAUGUGUAGCAAUAUUUUUAAAUUUCUCAGUCAUCAUUUUAAUAUCCAAUUGCCUUGUAAUUCGACAGCUCUACAGAAACAAAGAUAAUGAAAAUUAUCCAAAUGUGAAAAAGGCUCUCAUCAACAUACUUUUAGUGACCACGGGCUACAUCAUAUGCUUUGUUCCUUACCACAUUGUCCGAAUCCCAUACACCCUCAGCCAGACAGAAGUCAUAACUGAUUGCUCAACCAGGAUUUCACUCUUCAAAGCCAAAGAGGCUACACUGCUCCUGGCUGUGUCGAACCUGUGCUUUGAUCCUAUCCUGUACUAUCAUCUCUCAAAAGCAUUUCGCUCAAAGGUCACUGAGACUUUUGCCUCACCUAAAGAGACCAAGGCUCAGAAAGAAAACUUGAGAUGUGAAAAUAAUGCAUAAAAGACAGCAUUUUUUGUGCUACCAAUUCUGCCUUACUGGACCGUAAAAUUAAAUACAGCUUUGAAAGAGAGAGAGAAAAAAAAAGUAAGAAAAAAUACAAUUAGCUAGCAAAUAUGGACAGGUUUACUUAGAAAUCCUGUUUCUAAAUGCAAGUCAAGCUUUAUUGUUAGGCUUGUUGCUACUCAUUAACCCAAAUAUUUGUACAAAAAACUAAAGAGUCUCAUUGAACGAAUGUAAAAUCCUGCAAUAUCCUUGAAAUCCAAAAGAGGCCCAUGACAUAGACCCAAAGGUAUUCAUGAGUUAUUCAUUUAAAUACCUGGAACUGACUUCUUGAUAAAAAUAUAAAAAAUAAUUUCCAUGUAAGUUACCAGAAAGCUCACCAGCAACUUAAUUUUAAAGCCUUUCAGAUUACUUUAAAAAAUGCAGCUUACAUAAAACUACUUAUGCCUAUUUUAUUUCUAAUCCAUCACUUCAAAAGAUGGUAGUCUUUCAGCUCAUUACUCCUUCAUUUUUUAAUGUCUCAUUUUUUUCUAACACAAUCAAAAACUUUUAUUUAUAAAAAGUCUUGAAAAAUAUAGACAAUCUUUAAUGUAUUAUUUGUACUUAUAUUCUAUCUAUAGGUUACAAUAAAGGCUUCCUGAUGUUAGUAAUAAUAAAUUUAGUGACUUCUCAUUUCUAUUUUGAAUAAUACGAAACAGAGACCCUAGAAUAUUUCAGAGGGAGUUAAGUUAUACUAAUUACUGAAACUAGUGUUUUUGGAACUAGAAAAUCACAUCGAUAGCACAUCAAUGGUAAAACAGCACCAGUCAGAUGGUCUUUAUAAAACAGAUACACUGACUUCACAUAGCAAGGCCAUGUUAGGAAUGUAGCAUGGGCUGAGCUACUUAGCGCUGCCCAGGUCCAGAAAGAUGAGCCUGACUCCAUGUAGGGCCCCAGUUUAAAGUACAGGUGACUCCAGCCGGGUGUGGUGGCUCACAUACUUUGGGAGGCUGAGGUGGGCGGAUCACUUGAGGUCAAGGGUUAGAG
Messenger RNA from Cercocebus atys (sooty mangabey), 2593 nucleotides. It is a transcript of the gene GPR171, whose product is annotated as G protein-coupled receptor 171. Lineage: Eukaryota; Metazoa; Chordata; Mammalia; Primates; Cercopithecidae. The coding region runs from base 608 to 1567 and encodes 319 amino acids. Gene Ontology annotation, molecular function: G protein-coupled purinergic nucleotide receptor activity. Gene Ontology annotation, biological process: G protein-coupled receptor signaling pathway. The record is from RefSeq and is a predicted model, not a curated record. The transcript is spliced from 2 exons. Gene Ontology annotation, cellular component: membrane.